This is a messenger RNA of Penaeus indicus, 1128 nucleotides long. RefSeq lists its product as uncharacterized. Bases 1 to 1128 code for a protein of 375 amino acids. NCBI's taxonomy places the organism in Eukaryota, Metazoa, Arthropoda, Malacostraca, Decapoda, Penaeidae. The transcript has 2 exons. The record is from RefSeq and is a predicted model, not a curated record.
AUGUGUCUUCCUCCGACCACACAAGGAAUUACAGAGGCGUUAAAACGCAUGAACACCGGGAAAGCUCCUGGCCCUGAUAACAUCCCUCUUGAACUCCUAACACAUGGAGGGCGUGAAGCCGAGGAGCAAUUGAAGACUCUGUUUCUCCACAUAUGGGACACUGGAAUUGUUCCAGAAGAUUUCAGGAUCACAAACAUCAUCACCAUCUUCAAGAAAGGUGACAGGACAUUAUGCGGCAAUUACCAUGGAAUCCCCUUUCUCAGUAUUGCUGGGAAAGCAUUCGCCCAGAUCCUCCUUAACAGGCUUAUCCGCGUGGCUGAAGAAGUCCUACCUGAAUCACAGUGUGGCUUCCGCCCAAGCAGAGGAACAGUAGAUAUGGUGCUCUGUGCCCGCCAGCACCAAGAGAAAAGCCGUGAACAACAGCAACCACUCACUUUCAUUUUUUGGGAUCUACAAAAGGCCUUCGACACAGUUUCCAGACAAGCAAUGUGGGACACGCUCACACAAUACAGAUGCCCGGACCAUUUUAUCACCCUGGACGGCAUGACCGGGAGGGUAUCACCAAGGUACCCUGUCGGAUGCAUUCCCUAUCACUGGAGGCCUCAAGUUGACAUCGAGAAGAGAAUCAAGUCAGCUCAUGCAGCCUAUGGAUAUUUGGCUCGUCGUGUCUUCAACAACCAUGACCUGUCUAUCAAAACCAAGGUCAUGGUUUUCCGGGCUGUAGUUCUGUCCACCCUGCUGUAUGCCUGCGAGACUUGGACCACCUACCGACGAGACCUUAAGAAGCUAGAGAGCUUUCAGCAGGCGAAACUACGUCGCCUCUUGCGUAUUCCCUGGGAGCAACGUGUCACAAACAACGAAGUUCUCUCCCGAGCGACAUUGCCAAGCAUCGAAACUACCAUCCUUCGCCAUCGCCUCCGAUGGGCGGGGCAUGUUGCCCGGAUGGACAAUAUAUGGCUACCCAAGAUCAUUCUCUACGGGGAACUGGAAGAGGGUAGAAGACCAUGUGGAGCUCCCAAACGCCGCUUCAAGGACCAGCUGAAGCGCUCCCUUGACCAGAUGGAUAUUAAUCCUAGUACGUGGGAUCUUAUUGCCCAGGAUCGCCUUCAGUGGAGGCAGACGGUCUGA